UGGUAAGUCCACUCUCGUUUUCAGCAAUCCGGAUCGUCGAUGGACAUCUGGAACCGAGCUCGCUCCUUCGCGGAGGAAGCGGCCAAGAAAUCUCAGGAGCUCAGGCAGACAAUCGCCGCCGCCAACCUCUCCGACGUCGUCUCCGAGGCCUCCAAGCGCUCCAAGGAGCUCGCCGCCGAGGCUCUCAAGCGCGCUGAUCAGAUCACCGCUCAGAUCCCCCCCGCCGCCGCCGCCAUCACCAAUCUCGUCGACUCCGCCUCCUCCAAGCCAGGCAUUGACGCCGCCGAUCUCGAAAAGUAUGGGGUCACUGAUGAGCUGAGGGAGUUUGUCAAGGAAAUUACCAUCAAUACUUUCCAGGAUUUCCCGCUUGAAGAUGACUCACAGGUGUCUGAUGUUCCAACGGUUUCAAAUAUCCAACAGGAUCUCACGGAGUGGCAAGAAAAGCAUGCAAAGCUUGUUCUAUUAUCUGUGAAGGAAGUUUCAAAGUUAAGGUAUCAGCUGUGCCCACGAGAGAUGAAAGAAAGGAAAUUCUGGAGAAUCUACUUCAUUCUAGUUAACAGCCAUGUUGCUCCAUACGAGCAACGUUACAAUGAUGAUGUAAAGAUUAAAACUGCUGAAAAGGUGAAAGAUGCUGAAGUGAAGGAAGUUUCAUCAGGUGAAACAUCAUCUAAAACAGCAGAUGAGACUACAAAACCUAAAACCAAUAAUUUGGAGAAAAAAGCUUCUGAGCAAGAUUUAGAUGCAUUUCUUCUUGGAGAUCUUGAGGAUGGUGAUGACGGUCCAGGUACGUUAAUAAAUUGCUUUGUGAUUGUUUUAUAUGCGCGUUUUCUUUACUUCUUGAGACAGGACAUCGAAUAUUUUCCACUAUCCUUUAACUCUUCGAUUUAAUCCCUCCAAUUUUUUUAACUUCCCUUUUGAAGUA
This is a messenger RNA of Salvia hispanica, 922 nucleotides long. NCBI's taxonomy places the organism in Eukaryota, Viridiplantae, Streptophyta, Magnoliopsida, Lamiales, Lamiaceae. The record is from RefSeq and is a predicted model, not a curated record.